UUAAAAUUGGUGUAAAACAAUUUUGUUAUCAUACACAGAUUGUCAAAUAACAAUGAAGAAUUUCUGAGACUUGUUACUACGGCAACCAAAUGAAGAAUAAAUGAAAUUUUACAAUCAUGGAAGCAGCUAAUGAAUUAUGUAAAUGUGACAAACAUGUGAAUAUUGUUGAGAAGUUUGUACCGUAUUCAUUUGCUACAAUUAAUCCAUACAGAAAAUCAGAGACAAGAAUGGAUGGGACGCCAUGUGAGUGUGAUGAAUUUCCAUUCAGUCAUUUGUACAGGAAGCAGUUUCGAAUAGGAGACAAGAGCUGUUUUGACAACACCGCUACAGUGAAAUUACCGCCAUAUUGGAUUGAGUGGCGACAGAGACCAAUGCAACUCACAGAAAAUAGACUGACAUGGCCCAAGGCAUUGCCUUUGAACAAAUCUGUUAGUGAUGGAGUUUUGAAUUACAACAGAAGACCAGAAAAGGUUUUGAAACAUGAAAUUAGCCUCAAAUAUUACACUCCCCCCAAUGCUCAAUAUGUGAAAAUGAUCUAUAAUUAAAUUUGAAGCCUGAAUCUUGAAGAUUGUGUGCUAGGGAGGGAAGAAAAUUUUGAAAAAGGAAAAAAAUAGAAAUAAAACAUCAGGUA
This is a messenger RNA of Frankliniella occidentalis (western flower thrips), 631 nucleotides long. RefSeq lists its product as uncharacterized. The transcript is spliced from 2 exons. The coding region runs from base 117 to 545 and encodes 142 amino acids. NCBI's taxonomy places the organism in Eukaryota, Metazoa, Arthropoda, Insecta, Thysanoptera, Thripidae. The record is from RefSeq and is a predicted model, not a curated record.